This is a messenger RNA of Camelina sativa (false flax), 2022 nucleotides long. Its product is annotated as protein IQ-DOMAIN 3-like. Gene Ontology annotation, molecular function: protein binding. The record is from RefSeq and is a predicted model, not a curated record. NCBI's taxonomy places the organism in Eukaryota, Viridiplantae, Streptophyta, Magnoliopsida, Brassicales, Brassicaceae.
GGGCACUGUUUCUUUCCCUUGGACCCCUUCUUCUUCAAGAUCUGUUGCCUUCCUUCUUUUUCUCUACCAGAUUUUGUAUUGUACCAGACAGAUCCCUUCACUUCCAUAUCCUUUUUAUCUUUCUUUGUCUGAAUCCUUACAAAAACUCUCUCACUUUUCAUUCUUUUGGAUUUUUUUUUUCUUCUUUUUUAGUAUUAUUUUUUGGAUUUCUCUUCCGGGUUUCAAUAAUUGUCACUUCCCAAGUAUUCUGAGUUUUUGAUCUACUGUACAGAGAAGAACGUCUUCAAAGUUUGGUUUUUUCUCCGAGUUUUUUGUCCUUCAAAAAAAAAAACUUUGGUUGCUAUCUCUCUCUUUCUCUGUUCAAGAAGAUCCUAGCUUGAUUUAUAAUAUUGAGAGUCUUAUACACUCCAUUUAAAGCUCAAGUUUUUGUAAUUCUGAAUUAAGCUGUAUCAAUGUGUCCCUUAAUGUUCUAGAUUCAGGAUACAUUUGGAAAAAAGAAAUGGGUAAGAGUUGGUUUUCAGCUGUGAAGAAAGCCUUAAGUCCUGAACCAAAACAAAAGAAAGAACAGAAGAAGCCACAUAAGGCCAAGAGAUGGUUUGGUAAAUCCAAGAAGUUGGAUGUUGUUACUAAUUCUGGUGAAGCAGAUUCUUCUCGUGCUGUCCAAGACGCGAAACUAAAGGAGAUUGAGGAGCAACAGAGCAGGCAUGCUUACUCUGUCGCUAUUGCUACUGCUGCAGCUGCAGAGGCAGCCGUUGCAGCUGCUCAAGCUGCUGCUGAAGUUGUUCGUCUCUCUGCAUUGUCACGUUUCCCUGGGAAAUCAAAAGAAGAGAUCGCAGCUAUCAAGAUUCAGACAUCAUUUAGAGGAUAUAUGGCAAGAAGAGCAUUGCGUGCGCUGAGAGGCCUUGUGAGGCUAAAAUCUUUAGUUCAGGGGAAAUGUGUGAAACGUCAAGCCACAUCAACAUUGCAAAGCAUGCAAACACUAGCUAGACUACAAUAUCAGAUACGUGACCGGAGGCUUCGGUUGUCAGAGAAUAAGCAGGCUUUAACGCGGCAGCUCCAACAAAAGCACAAUAAAGACUUUAAUAAGCUUGGAGAAAAUUGGGAUGAUAGUACACUGUCGCGGGAUAAAGUUGAAGCAAACAUGUUGAACAAGCAAGUAGCAACAAUGAGAAGAGAAAAAGCUCUUGCAUAUGCAUAUACUCAUCAGAAUACAUGGAAAAACUCAAGUAAAUUGGGUUCUCAGACAUUCAUGGACCCUAACAAUCCACAUUGGGGUUGGAGUUGGCUAGAACGUUGGAUGGCUGCUCGACCAAACGAAAACCAGGCAGUCACACCAGACAAUGCAGACAAAAACUCUUCUGUGAAGAGUGUAGCUAGCCGUGCCAUGUCUGAGAUUGUUCCACGUGGUAAAAACGUUUCACCAAGAGGAAAGACACCAAACAGUCGAAGAGGAUCAAGCCCGAGAGUGAGGCGAGCCCCUAGCGAAGACUCGACGAGCAUGUUGAGCAUCCAAUCAGAACAACCUUGCAACCGUAGGCAUAGCACUUGUGGAUCAGUUCCAUCAACUAGAGACGAUGAAAGCUUCACCAGUAGUUUCUCUCAGUCAGUUCCAGGCUACAUGGCGCCUACACAAGCGGCCAAAGCAAGAGCUCGGUUCUCAAACCUUAGUCCUUUAAGCUCAGAGAAGACAGCGAAAAAGCGGCUUUCCUUCCCGGGAUCUCCAAAGACUGUAAGGCGGUUUUCAGGUCCUCCGAAGCUGGAAAGCAAUGUUACUAAGAAAGAUACUAAUCUUGCUUAAGCAGAGGAUCAUGGAUAACAUAGUUUAUAUCUGACGUUGGUUGAUUUAGGCAAAAGUCUGAUGCAGAGAGGUGAAUUCAGAGAAGAUUCUGUUAUGUCUUUGUUUUAUAAUAACUAUUGGCUUUUAUUUGUUUUUUUGGGUAAUUUUUUUGACUACUACAAAACUUAAUUAUUUGUUAUUUUUUUUUUUUCAAUUGGUUAAUAACAUCUGAUUAUGUCUGUAAC